AGAAGUCAGAUCAGCGAUUUCUUUUGGAAUCUCGGUUGGAUUUUCCAGCCAGGAAACCCACCAAACGGAAGACCAGAAAAGCAAAAGAAUUAGUAAAGGAACUCGUAUUGCUGUAGUAGCCCUGAUUGAAGGAAGAAGUCGCCCUCCUCGUGCUCGAGAGAUCUUCCUAGAAUGCGGCCGCCAUUUGAGACGACCCAAGUGGCAAAGUAUGCGUGUCCAGGUUCGUAGUUUUCUAUGGAUUGGGCUUGUGGGUGAUCGCCACCAUGGAUCGAAUCUCUCUCCUCCUCUUUUUCUCGCUCGUCUCGCUCGUGAUCCAUCAAACUAGCCUCGAAGUUUCAGCUCAACCAGGAUUUUUGAGCUUGGAUUGUGGAGCGAAUGCAAGCUAUACGGAUCCAGCCACCGGAAUUCGGUGGCAGCCAGACGCUUUCUUCCUCUCGAGUGGAGCAAGUAACAGCGUCAUCCAACAGGUAUCAAACUCUUCCGUCCGGAAUCCAUACAGGCAGCUUCGAUCUUUUCCUGGACCCGAUCGCAAGAGCUGCUACUCGCUUCCUGUGAAUGCCAGCCAGCGCUAUCUCAUCCGAGCAACUUUUCUCUAUGGAAACUACGAUGGCCGAAACACUGCUCCCGAGUUUACCAUAUAUCUCAACGUUACGCGCUGGGCCGAAGUGAGGGUGGAAGAUAUCAACCGUGAAGUUUUCGUGGAGAUGCUGUUUCUCUCCCCCGGAUCGACGCUGGAAGCUUGUCUUGUGAGUGGAGGAACUGGAGUUCCAUUUAUCUCUACUCUCGAGCUUAGACAACUGAUUGGAUCCAUGUACUCGGCUCCAUACGAAGGUCGAGCUCACCUCCAACAUAUCGUUCGCAUCAACUUUGGAGCUCUCACAACCGACGACGUGAGGUAUCCGGAUGAUAUAGUCGAUCGAAGAUGGCAGUCGGAUCUUACCAGGCCAAACAAUCUCGCCGCGGAAGCUCCCGGGACGAUCCGAGUGAACACAACUUCGACGGUAGGAGUGGAUACGGCUGCCGAGAGGCCUCCCGAGCGUGUCAUGCAAACCGCAGUGGUGGGAUCCAAUGGAAGCUUGACGUAUCGCUACUUGAUCCCAGAGUUCCCGGCGUUUGCUUUCGGAAGAACUUACUUUGCGGAGAUCCAAGAGUUGAGAGCCAGGGACGUUCGAGCUUUCACCUUCAUCCUGCCCAACGAUACGUUCUUUCGAAACCAAGUUGUGAACCUCCGGAAUGACAUCGGUGCGUUUCAAGCCUACGAACCUGGAUAUGACAACAUCUCUUUGCCUGGAAUCAUAAACUUUGCUUUCCAGAGAACGGCGGAGGCAAACUUGGGUCCUAUACUCAACGCCAUGGAGGUGCUGAGGAUUGUAAACAGGCAAUCUCCCACAAACUUGGACGAUGUGAAUUCCCUCGGCCAAUUCAUUCAGCAGUUUGGACUCUCUGGGACGGGAGAUCCAUGUCUUCCCGUGAUGUGGAACUGGAUAACUUGCAGCAACGAUGGAAUUCCGAGAGUUAAUGGAAUAAUACUUCCAAACAGUAACUUGAAUGGUACAAUCCCUGCUGGUGUUUCUCAAAUGACAGGCUUAAACAUAUUAGAUCUCCGAAACAAUUCCUUGUCAGGUUCUAUACCCGAUAUGAGUCGACUCUCUGUCUUGAGACAACUGCAUCUCGAAAGCAAUCGUCUUAGCGGAGACUUUCCGGAAUCUCUCCAAAAUAUACAAACACUCCAACUACUAUACAUCCAGAACAACCUUUUAACUGGAAGUAUACCCGAGGACCUUCUAAACAGGCGUGGCUUGGAUUUCCAGUACUCUGGAAAUCCAAACCUGUGUACCAGGGAUUGCUCGAACAAUAACUCACGAUCGAGAGUUAUCGGAGGAAUUGUUGGUGGAUUGAUAGGAGGGAUACUUCUCUGCGCGGCAGCAGCAACAGCAAUAUACUUCCUGUUCUUGAGAAAGAAGCCGAGAUCAUAUAAGGGAAGCACUCCAUCAAAAACUACUGCGGACCAGCCAGCGGACUCUUUCACGUCCAUGAUCUCCACACACCAGUCUCACGGAUCCGACAGUGGGAGCUUCGUCCAGGAGCAACCAAGCGAUGCGUAUCGCUACUCGUUCCAAGAGAUGAAAGAAGCAUCAAACAACUUUGGCAACAAGAUUGGCUCCGGUGGUUUUGGAACUGUCUACUAUGGAAGGCUCAAGAACGGCAGAGAAGUUGCGAUCAAAGUGUUAUCAGCGACGUCGCACCAAGGAGCCAGAGAAUUCUCCAACGAAGUAACUCUCUUGUCUCGCAUUCACCACCGUAACUUGGUUUCGUUCUUGGGAUUUUGCCAAGAAGGAAGAGAACGAAUCCUCGUGUACGAGUUCAUGCACAUAGGAACGCUGAGAGAUUGCCUCUACGGUAAAGAAGAAGAUCGACUCGUCCUGGACUGGACUUCGAGGCUCAAAGUUCUUUUGGACGCAGCAAAAGGCCUAGAUUAUCUCCACACUGGAUGCAAUCCGAGCAUCAUCCACCGAGAUGUCAAGAGCAGCAACAUUCUCAUCAGUGACAAGAAAACUGGCAAAGUUGCCGACUUUGGCCUCUCCAAAAUGACCUCGGAAGGGUCGAGCCUCGUCUCCACCACUGUCAAAGGAACAGUGGGAUACUUGGAUCCCGAAUACUACAUGAACCAACGCCUCACCGAGAAGAGCGAUGUCUAUAGCUUUGGAAUCGUUCUCCUCGAGACCAUCUCCGCGAGAGAGCCUCUCAGUCCCGAGCUCUUCGAGCCGGAAUCCAACAUCGUCCAGUGGGCUCGAGCGGCUCUCCAAAAGGGGGACAUAAAGAGCAUCGUGGAUCCAGCGCUUGGCGACGCUCCCCGGAUGGAAUCUCUGUGGAAGGUCGGCGAGAUCGCAAUGUAUUGCGUGGAGCCGCAUGGGGUGAAUCGACCAACGAUGGCGGAGGUGGCGCGCGAGCUCCAGGAGGCUCUGGAUCUCGAAGAAGAGCCGGUCGGCCUCGAAUCAUCGCCAAAACCACACAAUCCCGACCAAUUCGACGAUGACGUAGAAUCAUCGCGAGCAGCAGCAGCGGGAACUCCCUACCACCUGGAUGCGCCCAGAAAUCCACGGUCGACCAUGGAUCUAAGCUCGGUCUUCGCCCAACCCCACGCCCGGUGAGGGUGUUCUUGGCGCCCAAAUUCAAAAUAUCUUCGUUUGGAGGAUAUUCGCUAGGGUUUAUGACGAGGGCGGUAUGCUCCUCGCGAAUCCACUGCCUUGUUUCAAGGCUUUGGAGCU
Molecule: messenger RNA, 3269 nt
Organism: Selaginella moellendorffii
Lineage: Eukaryota; Viridiplantae; Streptophyta; Lycopodiopsida; Selaginellales; Selaginellaceae
Product: probable LRR receptor-like serine/threonine-protein kinase At1g67720
Exons: 14
Coding region: 264-3152 (962 amino acids)
Biological process (GO): protein phosphorylation
Molecular function (GO): protein binding; ATP binding; protein kinase activity
Source: RefSeq, a predicted model, not a curated record